Malus domestica (apple) is the source of this 2516-nucleotide messenger RNA. The record is from RefSeq and is a predicted model, not a curated record. Lineage: Eukaryota; Viridiplantae; Streptophyta; Magnoliopsida; Rosales; Rosaceae.
UAGUGCAUCUAAGUACAUGAGUAUGCACUGUUCCAAAAGCAGCUUUGGAAUUAAGCAAUCCAAACAUGCCUCUGCUAGAAAAAGCAGACGACUUUGAUUUAACCAGUCAAAACCCAGUUUCUACAAUUAAUCAACCAACUAAAACUCAAUUUAAUCCGUAAUGAUAAUGUAGCUGCUAGCUGCUAGUUGCAAGUUCACAGCAAACCCAGCAACCCAGUUUCAGCCGCCGUCCCCGCCAGCACAAAAUCUACCAAUGUUGCCAACGGGUGUUCUGCAACCGGUGUCAUUUACAGAGUUGGUCGAAAUUUAUAGGUACUAUCGAUCCGGACUGCAAUCGGAAUUCCUUGAAGGCGUCGCCGUUCCCCUAAAUCCCAUUAACAACAACCGCGUCGAUGAUCAAAGUGGUCAUCCACCGUCUAUUCUGUCUCCUGCGCCGUCGGAUCUCGAUCCUGAAAUCCUUGAAUUGAUUCGGACACUCGAUCCCGCCGUGAUCGAAUGGAUUAGGAAUCCCGACCCUGCCUUCCUCGAUGAGAUUCGGAAGAGUCGGGAAUUGAGUUUGAAGGAAAAGGAGGACAAAGAAGGGAAGGAGAGAGAGACUCAAGAAGAAACUAAGAAGGAGAGAGAGAGCGAAAAGAGCGAAAGCGGCAGCGGGGGAGGAGGGAAUGGGAACGGUGGUGAGGUGGUGAAGGAGGUUGUUGAGGAGAGUAGCACAAGUAAACGCUCUCGUAGAAGGAAAAACAAGCUGAUGAAGGUGUCCAAGGACAAGGCAAUGCAGGGGGAAGAGUUGGCAGAGAAGCAAGACCAGACCGAAAGCAAGGAAAUAAUUGUUGGCGACUUUGUGUUGGAGGUGUCUAACGACAAGGCAAAGCCGAGGGAAGGGUUGGCAGAAAAGCAAGACCAGACCGAAAACAAGAAGGUGUCUAAGGACAAGGCUAAGCAGCGGGAAGAGUUGGUAGAGAAGCAAGUCCAGACCGAAAGCAAGAAGAAGGUGACUAAGGACAAGGCAAAGCAGAGGGAAGAGUUGGCAGUGAAGCAAGACCAGACCGAAAGCAAGAAGGUGUCUAAGGAGAAAGCAAAGCAGAGGGAGGAGUUUGCAGAGAAGCAAGACCAGACCAAAAUCAAGGUGUCGAAGGACAAGGCAAAGCAGACAGAAGAGUUGGCAGAGAAGCAAGACCAGACCGAAAGCAAGAAGAAGCUGUCUAAGGACAAGGCAAAGCAGAAGGAAGAGUUGGCAGAGAAUCAAGACCAUACCGAAAGCAAGAUGAAGGUGUCUAAGGACAAGGCAAAGCAGAGGGAAGAGUUGGCAGAGAAGCAAGACCAGACCGAAAGCAAGAAGAAGGUGUCUAAGGACAAGGCAAAGCAGAGGGGAGAGUUGGCAGAGAAGCAAGGCCAGACCAAAAACAAGAAGAAGGUGUCUAAGGACAAGGCAAAGCAGCGCGAAGAGUUGGUAGAGAACCAAGUCCAGACCGAAAGCAAGAAGGUGUCUAAGGACAAGGCAAAGCAGAGGGAAGAGUUGGCAGUGAAGCAAGACCAGACCGAAAGCAAGAAGAAGGUGUCUAAGGACAAGGCAAAGCGGAGGGAAGAGUUGGCAGAAAAGCAAGACCAGACCGAAAACAAGAAGAUGGUGUCUAAGGACAAGGCAAAGCAACGCGAAGAGUUGGCAGAGAAGCAAGUCCAGACCGAAAGCAAGAAGAAUGUGUCUAAGGACAAGGCAAAGCGGAGGGAAGAGUUGGCAGUGAAGCAAGACCAGACCGAAAGCAAGAAGGUGUUUAAGGACAAGCCAAGGCAGAGGGGAGAGUUGGCAGAGAAGCAAGGCCAGACCAAAAACAAGAAGGUGUUUAAGGACAAUGCAAAGCAGAGGGGAGAGUUGGCAGAGAAGCAAGGCCAGACCAGAAACAAGUAUUGCCCAGGACAACGUAAAAGGGAACCCUCUGUAGCUCCAGCUCUGAAACUUAACUUUUUGGGCCUGCCAAUUCGUCCGGGGAAGAAAGAUUGUUUGCACUAUAUGCGAACUGGCACUUGCAAGUAUGAAAACAACUGCUUGUAUAAUCACCCUGAUCCUACACCUGCAGAAGAAUCUCACCCACAAUUCGCUUAUGAAUCUCAUGGGAUUCAUUCCAAAACUACAGAAUUCAUCACUCCGUAGAGCUGGGACUGAUGCUACAAUUCCGCAACAGCCUGAGUUAUAAGUUUUGCAUGAAACGCCAGCUAGACUUGGAAAUGUAUCAAACCUUGUCACCCAGCUGCCAGCGGUCUUUCGGAUGUAAGAACUUAAUUGAAGCCGGAGAAUGUAAAUUAUUUCGUAUUUGAUGUGAUUUUACUAGAAAAUACAGGUUAAAUUUGGGGAGUAUCCUCUCAACUUUGCUUUGUGGUUAUGGUCACUUCCCAAUUAUCUUUGAUUUGCUUGUUAGAUAAUCCUACAGAAGUGAUUGUGUUUAACUAUUGACCUCCAAACCAAACAAACCCCAACAAGGGGGAAGAAUUGCUGGAUGAACUCAGACAUUUUAUUUUUUGAA